Vanderwaltozyma polyspora DSM 70294 is the source of this 1248-nucleotide messenger RNA. RefSeq names its product mRNA-binding protein NPL3 (gene NPL3). The transcript has a single exon. Lineage: Eukaryota; Fungi; Ascomycota; Saccharomycetes; Saccharomycetales; Saccharomycetaceae. Gene Ontology annotation, cellular component: cytoplasm; ribonucleoprotein complex; nucleus. Gene Ontology annotation, molecular function: mRNA binding. The record is from RefSeq and is a predicted model, not a curated record. The coding region runs from base 1 to 1248 and encodes 415 amino acids.
AUGUCUGAAUCAUACGAAGAACAAGUUGAACAGGUUCAAGAACCUGUUGUUCAAGAAACCUCUAUUGUUGUUGAAGAACAACAAGGACAUGAAGAACCUCAAGAACAAAUGUCUGAGGAUCAACAAGUCGAUGAUGCUCAUCUAGAUGAACAAAAUGCUCAAGACUCUGUUGUCACUUCUGGUGCAAUGGUUAUUGAACAAGAUUCAGAAAUGCCUCCUCCUCCUCAACAUGAAUUCCCUGAACCACAACAACCUGGUCCAGAACCUUACUACACUGAACCUCCUCCAGGUGCUCAACAUACUUUCGGUGGUCACUCCCAUAACGACCACGAAGGUGAACUAUCUACCACUAGAUUGUUCGUUAGACCUUUCCCAUUAGACGUCCAAGAAUCAGAAUUAAACGAAAUCUUUGCUCCAUUCGGUUCCAUGAAGGAAGUUAAAAUUUUGAAUGGCUUUGCUUUUGUAGAAUUCGAAGAUUCCGAAUCUGCUGCAAAGGCCAUCGAAGAAGUUAACGGCAAAACUUUUGCUGACCAACCUUUGGAAGUCGUAUACUCUAGAGUCACUCCAAAGAGAUAUAGAAUGACUUUGAAAAACUUACCUGAAGGUUGCUCUUGGCAAGAGUUGAAAGAUUUGGCCCGUGAGAACAACUUGGAAACUACUUUCUCCAGCGUCAACACUAGAGACUUCGACGGUACUGGUGCUUUGGAAUUCCCAUCUGAAGAAGUAUUGGUCGAUGCUUUAGAGAAAUUAAAUAAUAUCGAAUUUAGAGGUGCUGUCGUCUCUGUAGAAAGAGAUGAUAACCCUCCUCCAAUCAGAAAAUCUAACAGAGGUGGUUUCAGAGGUGGUCGUGGUGGCUUCAGAGGCGGUCGUGGUGGUUUCAGAGGUGGUUACAGAGGUGGCUUCGGUGGCCAAAGAGGUGGCUUCGGUGGUCCAAGAGGCGGCUUCGGUGGUCCAAGAGGUGGCUUCGGUGGCCCAAGAGGUGGUUACGGUGGUCCAAGAGGUGGCUUCGGUGGCCCAAGAGGUGGUUACGGUGGUCCAAGAGGUGAUUACGGUGGCUCAAGAGGUGGCUUCGGUGGCCCAAGAGGUGGUUACGGUGGUCCAAGAGGUGGCUUCGGCGGUCCAAGAGGUGGAUUCGGUGGUCCAAGAGGCGGUUAUGGUGGUCCAAGAGACAACUACGGUGGUCCAAGAGAUUCAUCUUACAGAGCCAGAGAUGCUCCUCCACGUGAAAGAUCUCCAACUAGACAAUAA